Molecule: messenger RNA, 3597 nt
Organism: Eleginops maclovinus (Patagonian blennie)
Lineage: Eukaryota; Metazoa; Chordata; Actinopteri; Perciformes; Eleginopidae
Product: histidine ammonia-lyase-like
Exons: 20
Coding region: 1007-2878 (623 amino acids)
Biological process (GO): L-histidine catabolic process
Cellular component (GO): cytoplasm
Molecular function (GO): histidine ammonia-lyase activity
Source: RefSeq, a predicted model, not a curated record
UUUGCAGCCCAGGGGCCCUGAAGUGGGGCCACCCUCAGGAAAUGUGCCAUUUUACAUUUACAUUACGUGUACAUUGAGGUAUUUAGCCCCCUCAGGGAUGGGGUGUACAGCAUCUUUAACAUCUACAUGCUACAAAAGGCUCAGAAAAAACACAAAAUAAGUUACCAUAGACGACACACACAUUUACAUUUCACCAGGAGACUAAGAUCCAAUUCAAGCACUGAGUUAGUGCAUUGAAGAAAUCAACCACUGGAUGUGUCAGAACAUCUUCAAUUAAAGAAAAAACUGAGGUAAUUGUUUCUGGAGCCAAGGAGGAACAAGUCAGAAAUCUAGGUGUCUCGGACUCUGACCAGAAUUUCAACAGUCGCAUUAAAACAAUUACUAACUCAGUCUACUAUCACCUGAAGAAUACAUCUAGGAUUAAAGGACUAAUGUCACAGCAGGAUCUAGAAAAACCUGUCCACGCAUUCAUCUUCAGUAGACUGGACUACUGUAACGGUGUCUUCACAGGUCAGAGUCCUCUCUAACUCUAAGAGAGUGGAUCACAUCACUCCAGUUCUGAGGCCUUUUCCCCGGCGUAAUGUCUGUCAAAGGAUUGGUUUAUAAAGCAUUGAAUUCUUUAGGGCCAAAAUACAUUUCUGACCUCCUGCUACAUUAUGAACCAUCCAGAACCGUCAGGUCUUCUGGGACAGCUCUGCUUUCUGUCCCCAGAGUCAGCACCAAACAUAUUGUUCAGUUAUCAUGCUCUAAAUAUCUGGAACAAACUAGCAGAAACCUGCAGGUCCGCUGUAAUAUGUAUUCUUGUUUAUGCAUUUUGAAUGGCCUGGUGUCGAAAUGUGCUCUACUGUUUAACUCGCCUUGCUUUGCAGGGAUGUUAAUAAGUACAUGAGGGACAUUUUAUCCAGCAGGAUGGACCAGUCACUGUGGGAGGACCUGCUAAUGUCACCUUUAAAACACCAGUGUGUAACCUCAAAGCUGUGAGCGUUUUGCACAUAUUCGCUGCACUAUGCGCUGCGUGUCUGUUUGUGUCCGUGGCGAGUGGUUCAGGGUGCCUUGCGGCGGCCCCUCGGCCACCAUCCAGUCUCUGGGGUCCGAGGCCCUGCAGCGUUACCAUAGGGCCAAGAAGCUGGAAGAUGGAGACACAGAGGUGGAGUUCAGCCUGCGGAGGGUUCAGUGUGCACAGCUGCUGCACCCUGAGGACAGGGCAGAGGACGUCCUGCAGGACAACGAUUUUGUGCACCUGGUGUUUGCAGGAGAAAGUGCCACACACUACUCCUCUCCGAUGGAAAUGGCAGUGCAAACCCCCUACCAAGAGGCCAAAGAGUACAUUCAGCUGGAUGGAAACAGUCUGACCACAGCUGCUCUGGUCGGCUUGGGGCAAGGCUUGUUCAAAAUAAAGCUGACGCCUGAAGCUGAGCAGCGAGCCGUUCAGGGCCGAGAGGUUAUCGAUGCUUUUAUAAGAGAAGACAAGGUUGUGUAUGGAGUCAACACUGGGUUUGGAAAGUUUGCACACACACUCAUACCGAAAGAGCAGCUAGGGCAGCUGCAGGCCAACGUGAUCCGCUCUCAUAGCGCUGGUGUUGGUGCCCCAUUGAGUGCAGAGAGGACUCGUAUGCUGCUGGCUCUGAGGAUCAACGUCAUUGCGAAAGGCCACAGCGGCGUAUCGAUGGAAACGCUCGGCGCUAUGAUCAAGGCGUUCAACGCGUCCUGUUUGUCCUGGGUACCUGAGAAGGGUACGGUGGGAGCGAGUGGAGACCUCGCCCCCCUGGCCCACCUCACCCUGGGCCUGAUGGGGGAGGGCAGGAUGUGGUCACCACAGAGCGACUGGGCUGAUGCAAAGGCUGUGCUGGAGGGCCAUGGACUCAAACCUGUCGUGCUGAAACCAAAAGAGGGCAUCGCUCUGAUCAACGGGACUCAGCUGAUCUCCUCUCUGGGUGCGGAGGCGGUGGAGAGAGCCCUCGCAGUGGCCAGACAGGCGGACAUCAUCGCUGCUCUGAGUCUGGAGGCCCUUAAAGGCACCACCAGGGCCUUCCACAGUGCUCUGCAUGCUGUCAGGCCUCACCCCGGUCAGGUGGAGGUGGCUGAGAGGCUGCGCUCUCUGUUAGACUCUCAUGUCUUCCCUUCUCUCAUCUCAGAGAGUCAUAGAUCAUGCAGUCGUGUUCAGGAUGCCUACACCCUGCGCUGCAUACCUCAGGUUCAUGGAGUGGUGAACGACACCAUCGCUUUUGUCCAGAAAGUGAUUUCCACAGAGCUGAACAGCGCCACUGACAACCCACUGGUAUUUGCAGAAACCAGGGAGAUCAUAUCUGGAGGGAACUUCCAUGGAGAGUAUCCAGCCAAGGCCCUCGACUACCUGGCCAUAGGAGUGCACGAGCUGGCUAGUAUGAGUGAGCGGAGGACGGAGCGGCUGGUGAACCCGGCGCUCAGCGACCUGCCGGCCUUCCUGGUGCGGGACGGAGGCCUGAACUCAGGCUUCAUGAUUGCUCACUGCACUGCUGCUGCCUUAGUGUCAGAGAACAAGGUCCUGUGCCACCCGUCCUCCGUGGACUCCCUGUCCACCAGUGCGGCUACAGAGGACCACGUGUCUAUGGGUGGCUGGGCGGCUCGCAAAGCCCUGAGGGUCGUGGAACAUGUGGAGCAAGUGCUGGCCAUUGAGCUGCUGGCCGCCUGCCAGGCUCUGGAGUUCCUGCGUCCUCUGAAGACCACGGCUCCUCUGGAGGGGGUCUACCAGCUGCUGCGCUCUGUGGUCAGUCCAUGGGACAGAGACCGAGUCAUGAGUCCUGACAUCGAAGCUGCUCACACACUCAUCAGACAGCAGAAGCUCUGGGCGACAGUUCAGCCGUUCAUGGAGGAGUACAGGAAGAAGCUGCACGCAUGAUGAGGCCGGAGAGGAAAGCUAUGCAAAAUUUGGGAUUGUUUUAUGCAAUAAAAACCAGGAGAAGUUAUAUAACUUUUGAAUUUUUAUUCAAAGGAUUGACAUUAAUGCACAUGGUAAAUCGUGUUAACUUACAAAAGAGCUGCAUGAUCUGAUGCGACAGUAACGACGUGCCCUCUGGAGAAGGUGUUCAAAAAUAAACAUCCAAUACAACAAUUCCCAAUACCCCCCCCCUCCUAGAUGAAAUGAAUGCAUAAAAAGCAAACACAUUAACACAGAAAAAUAAUUUGACCACUAAAUCAUGUAAUAAUAACACUAGCCUUUAAAAUAAAGCCUCAAAUUUCCCAGCUGCUUUUGAAUGCAAUCCAAACACAUCUGGUACCUCACAACUAGGAACUACUUUCUACUGAACAGGUAGUGAUUUCUCUGUACAUCCUCCCCCCCUCCCCCCGUGUCCGCCUGAUGACCUUCAGCCUGUGGCGGGCUCAGAGGUCAUCGGGCGGGUGUCGGCCCGGGAAGGAGCCGCUGUGUUUGGGCUCGGGUCGAAGCCUCGUCAUGAAAACUGGAUCUGUUGUACGUUGGGAAUCUGCAACACGGGAAGCAAGUUACGUAUCAAGGAAGCAACAAGAAAUGCCUUGUUUUGUUAAAGAAACUGGUAUACAAAGAUCCAGAAUACUUGUUUGUCAUGAGACUUGAGUGUCAUAAAUAAAACUUCAAUCCUU